This is a messenger RNA of Colossoma macropomum (tambaqui), 8300 nucleotides long. It is a transcript of the gene wdr81, whose product is annotated as WD repeat domain 81. Gene Ontology annotation, cellular component: mitochondrion. Gene Ontology annotation, biological process: aggrephagy. The record is from RefSeq and is a predicted model, not a curated record. NCBI's taxonomy places the organism in Eukaryota, Metazoa, Chordata, Actinopteri, Characiformes, Serrasalmidae. Gene Ontology annotation, molecular function: protein binding; phosphatidylinositol 3-kinase regulator activity.
ACAAAAUAUUGUCGACUGGCCAGGAACUAAAGUCCUCUGUCAAAGAUUUUUCACGUGAGUUUCGCUGGGUCUCACAACAGGCCUGUCUGGAAUGUUUAAGAUACAUUUGCACGCCAAGAAAACAUGGGAACUGAUAUCAUGACAGCAACUGUUACACAUUACAGUUUCUGAGCAGCUCACUACAGUGCAGAGAAAUUAAUCAUUCACUGAAGCAACUGGUCCAUGUAUUUCUAAGCUUCACAUGGGGAAUAGGAGGAGGGUCUGGAUGUUCCUCUUCUAGAGAAGCAGAGUAAAAGUUAGGCAGCAAGAAUACAGUUUGCUCUGGUUAAAACUUAGGCUGUCAUGGAGUGGCUGGCUUCAGCUUUUGAGAGGGACCUGGGAGUUGACCAGCGGCAGAUUGGACCCGGGCCCCAACCCCAUGAGUUGGUGGCCCUUGUUCCGACCCGCUGGGUGAUGGGACUGAGAGAAAGACGAGUCACGCGCUGCGCUCGUUAUGAAUGUGUGGGUGAUGGAGAUAUCCGCACUCUUCUCCAGCGCUCUCAGGUGAAGCUCCCGCCUGGCUGGACUCGUGUUUGCAUACAAGGCCUAAGAAAAAGCAAGUUGGGAUACAAGCUUGCUAAGGAGCCAGGCUGCCAGUGGGAGGGGCUUUCCCAAGAGUCUUUCAUGCGACAGAUGCAAGAGGUGUCACAGUGCAACAUCAGAAAUCUGUGGCGGGAGGCAUACAUGAACUAUGUGCAACCAUAUGCAGGAUAUACAGAGCAAACACAGGUGCUGGCUAUUGAUGCAGUUCGCCAAGCUUUGCUGAAACUGUUUGGCUGUUCUUUUCUCUCCACUGACCGAGUGUCACCAUCCCUCUCUCCAGCCAGAGAGAAAGAGAAGGAGUGUCCUUUAUCAUCCAGCUCUACAGUUCCUAAGCAAAAUACUGACACUUUGUGUCCAAAUGUGCUCCAAGCUGAAUGCUUGCUUGAGUCUGCGGAGGUGUUGUACAUCAUUUUUCCAUAUACACAGUACUCCCUUCAUGACAUUGUGACCUACAGCCCAGCCAAGCUCGCCAACAGCAAUGCUAAAGUGCUGUUUAUUUUGUACCAAGUGCUCAUAGCGAUGCGUGAAUGUCAUGCAUCAGGACUGUCAUGCGGAGAGCUCUCCUUACAGGACAUAGCUGUUGACGAGCAGCUCUGCAGUCGCCUCAAGAUCUCUCUAGCACAUUAUGAAGAAUUAGGAGAGGACAGGGCCAUGCUUGAGUAUGUGGCAGGAAGACAGGUGCCAAGAAAUAUAAAAGGAAAAGGCACAGUGAGUGUAAGAAGCGACAUCAGUGGACAGCACUGCCAAGACUGCCUUGAUGAGCUCAAAUCUUUGGUUCUAGACUGGGUUCAUGGUAGAGUCAGCAACUUCUCCUAUUUGAUGGAACUGAACCGGCUGGCUGGAAGGCGUGAAGGUGACCCCAACUAUCACCCAGUUUUACCCUGGGUGGUAGACUUCACUGUGCCAUACGGAAGAUUUCGUGAUCUCAGGAGGUCAAAAUUUCGUCUAAAUAAAGGUGACAAACAACUGGAUUUCACCUAUGAAAUGACCAAAGAAGCCCUUGCAGCAGCAGUAGCUAACGGAGGUGGUGGAAGUGUUUUUCAUACUGAUUUUGCAUCAGUAGGUCCUAGUGGUUCAGGACAGUCAGAUCAUCUCCAUGUACCCCAUCAUAUCUCAGAUGUUCUAUCAGAUAUCACCUACUAUGUCUACAAAGCUAGGCGAACUCCCAAAUCUGUACUUUGUAGCCAUGUUCGUUCUCAGUGGGAGCCCAAUGAAUACCCAGCUAGCAUGGAACGUAUUCAGAGUUGGACUCCAGAUGAAUGCAUACCGGAAUUCUACACAGAUCCUUCCAUAUUCCGUUCUAUUCAUCCAGAUAUGCCAGACCUCGAUGUACCCCCGUGGUGCAACUCCUAUGAGGAAUUUAUUGCAGUGCACAGGCGCCUCUUGGAGAGCCGUGAAGUAUCUCAGCAGCUACACCAUUGGAUUGACCUGACGUUUGGCUACAAGCUCUCGGGCAAAGAAGCUGUAAAAGCUAAGAAUGUAUGCUUACAUUUAGUGGAUAACCACACCCAUCUGACUAGCUAUGGAGUUGUUCAGUUGUUUGACCAGCCUCACCCACCCCGUCUUGCACCUUACCAGUAUUCACCAGCAGAACCUCCCCACUUUGGUCCUGUCAGUGUGUCAGCUUGGCAAAUCCCACCCCUCGAGGCAACAGUGGAUGGUGUCGAUGGAAUGGUCCCAGAGGCAACAGGAUGUGAAUCUAGUGGUUGGACGAUGGUUGAUAGGGAUGAAGAUCUUGAGCAAGGAACAGAGGCACUAGAUUCUUUAAGUGCUUCAGUCCCUGGCACCUCUGCUAUACCGGUGCCUGCUGGGAGUACUACUGGAGGAAAGAUGACUGGAGAGCACACAGCUUUGGCAGUGUCUCCUUCUCAUAGUUCCUUUCCAGGGGAAACAUCAAGCAAUGCCACAAAUGCUGUGGGAUCUACCAUCAGGAGUACCAUUCUUCAGAGAGGAACUGCCACAAUGAAGAAACAGGAAGGUCUCACUGCUACUAAUGCAGAUGAUUUCAAAAUAACCUUGCCUGAAGGAUUCAAACCUUUACAGCCUUUAGAAGAGUUAGAGAAGCUCAGUAUCUUUCUGGUUAAAGGGUUGCAUUCACAAGUCCAGAAUGCAUUGAAUGUGGACAGAAUAGAGUCAAGCACUGUAUCAAAAGCUCCCCUGUAUUUUACAGACCUCUUUCACAGAGACAUGCAAGCCCUAGGUGUCUUCAUUGCAGAAAUAUUUUGUACUUCAAAACUGCGCGGUGUAAAGCCAGGCACACUGCUGACUGGACGUUACCAGGCAGUAAUGAAGCUUUGCUCUGCUAGUCUUCGAGAUGUCCCACUCCCACUUCAUCAUGCACUUGAGAGCCUUCUGCAAAUUCGCCAGCACUCAUCUGAGACUUUGUUGAAUUUGCACUCUACAGGCCCACCAUUUCUUUUCAAGUAUGACCCAAUAUAUGAGGGUCUUCCACCUCCGAACCCUUGGCAGCUGCUUAGUCCAGUGCUCUCUCCGUUACCUUUUCCAGAAUAUUUUCCAGCACUGCAUCACUUCAUUUUCUCUUACCAUUCCAAGAUGGAGUCCAUCAACAGCAUUCAGGGCCGGGACAUUGUGUUCAACUUGUGGCAGCAGCUGCAGACUCUUCUACAAGGUGAUAUCACUGCAGAGGGACUGGAGAUCCUCUUACCCUUUGUGCUUGCUUUAAUGACUGAGGAAUCUACAGCUGUGUAUGCUGCCUGGUACUUAUUCGAACCAGUCUCCAGGGUCCUUGGGCCCCGCAAUGCCUCAAAGUACUUAAUAAAGCCACUGAUAAGUGUUUAUGAGAACCCCCGCUGCCUUCGUGGUCGAUUCUACCUCUACACCGACUGUUUUGUGCUACAGCUUAUCGUGCGCAUUGGCUUACAGGCUUUCCUCUCCAACCUCCUACCUCAUGUCCUGCAGGUUAUCACUGGAUUUGAAAGCUGCACCACAGGUGGUGGGAAUGAAUGGGAUGGACUAAAAGUCUUAAGGGGUGCUGUGGGUGGCUUGGGUGAAGAAGAGGAAGACUAUGAGUGUGAAGAUGGGAGGCCAUCAUCAGCUGCUUCAGCUGGCAAAGUGGGAGGAGGCAGUGGAGGUGGUGGAGGAGUGGGUGGUGUUGGAGACCCAGGUCUUGUAGACUACUCUUCAGGGAUCAGUCUUAAUGACCAGGUCUUUCUUGCUGAGGGUGAGGACUUCCAGAAUGGCUUUUAUGUCAAUAAUGGCUCGUCCGUACCAGCAGCUGGAGGUUCUACUAAACAGCAAAGCCAGAACUCCGCAAACAAAGACCAAGACCAAGAAUCUCUCAGUGUGGGGAAACUAAGCGACAAGAGUAGUGCAAGUGAGGUGUCUAUUGGAGAUGGAGACUCCACCAAGGAUCGUGCAAGUUUAAAGUCUGCUGACAGUAGUCAGGACCUAAAGCAGCCCAGUGAUGGAGAAGAUGGCGGAGAAUUGGAGGAUGAAGAUGAGACAGUGGAGGACAAAGAGGGCACAGUACAGAAGGUUCCCAGUCUUGAACUGACACUGUCUGGCUGCACAGAGGAUUCUGAAGUUACAGUGGGUACUCAAGAGGGUGAUUUCAUGAAUGGGAUUAUACAAGCAGAAGCGGAGAAAAGCAUAGUGGAGGAGGAAGAGGAGCAUGACCCAUUGGAGGAUUCAGAGGAGAAAGAACACAAGAUAUUAUUGGAUACUGUUUGUAAGACUGUAAGGUGGCUGGUUGCUAAAUUGGGGCCCACAGUAACCUCUCGAUAUGUAGCACGAAAUCUGCUGCGUCUGCUUACUUCUUGCUAUAUAGGGCCUGAAAAACACCAGUUUGUGCCAUCUACAAAUGAGGAGAGUAGUCUUGACAGCGUAGGAAGCGUGUAUGAGAAGAAACCAGUUGUCGGUGACCAGACAGCGAAGCCAGUUCUUGAUUGUCUCAUUUACAUAGCCCAUUUAUAUGGUGAACCUGUUCUGACCUAUCAGUACCUGCCUUACAUUGGCUACCUGGUCUCUCCCCCGUCCUCCUGCCGCCUGAACACUCGUAAGGAGGCAGGCCUUCUUGGUGCAGUAGUGCUGACUCAGAAGAUCAUAGUAUUCCUGUCAGACACAACUCUAAUGGACAUGUUGAUGAAGAUAAAUCAGGAUGUGCUACUGCCCCUGCUUGAACUGCUCACCUCUCCUAAAAUGGGCUUUCCCAGUGGAGUGCAAACUCGUUCUGCGCUUUGUCUGAAGACACUGAGCCUCAUGGCACUGAUCUGUCUGCGCAUAGGGAGGGAGAUGGUGCAGCAGCACAUGGCAGACACCCUCUGCCAGUUCUUCCAGGUUUUCUCCUUGCUGCACAGUCUGCAGAACCAGAUGGAGAAUGCUCCACGAAGAGAGGUUGGAGAGUACACAUACCUUGAUGUGUGCACUCCAGAAGGAUCAGAGGUCACAUGUGAACUUGGGGUUCUGGAGGAACUACAGGCCGUGUUCAACCCUGAGAUGGCGUAUGCAUCCUACAUCCCUUUCUACUGUCUCAUUGGUGACACUGCUAUUCGGAGACUAGUUCCAAACCAUGAAUUAGUUUGGGGUCUGGCUCAGUCCUACCAUGUCAGGGCAAGUCCAGGAAGCCCAGAGUCCAACCUAGCUAGUGGUCAAAGAGCAGAGCUUUCUGCUUCUUCCAUGGGCCUGUCUCCAAGCAUGAGCCACCAGAUGGGCCGCAGCCCCUUCCCUGCCCCCUCCUCUACCUCCACUCCUCUCGGAGGAGACGCUCUGCCUGAGUCUGGAACCUUUGGCAGCCACUUAGUGGGAAACCGGAUCCAAGUAGCACGGGACACUGAGCCAGGGGGGAGCCCAAAUCUGUCCUCUCUGGAUACCUGGGGACGACCUCAUAUCAGCUACCCUCCACAAGCUACCACCACAACAGCAGGCCCCAUUUUCUCUCUCUCUUCGUCCUCUUGGGUGUUGGGCCACACCCCAGAGGACAGUGCACUGAAGCAGGAGCUUCCACGCACUAGCCGCUCUCUGCAGGGGAACUGGCUCGCUUACUGGCAAUAUGAGAUCGGCCUCAACCAGCAGGACUCGCACUUCCAUUUCCACCAGAUCCGCCUGCAGAGUUUCAUUGGUCACUCAGGCACAGCUAAGUGUCUGGCACCACUAGCAGGCGAGGACUACUUUCUGUCUGGGAGCAAAGACAAAACAGUUAAACUGUGGCCACUGUAUAAUCAUGGGGAUGGUACUCGAGACGUGGAGCCCCGGCUGACAUAUUCAGACCACCGUAAAUCUGUGUUUUCGGUUGCACAGCUGGAGGCCUUACAGAAUGUGGUGAGCUGUGAUGGCACUGUGCACCUCUGGGACCAGUUUACUGGCAAGCAGAUUCGUUCUUAUGAAGCACUGGAUGGGAAGAAUCCCAUCACUGCUGUCACCGCCAUGCCAGCCCCUCACUGCAGUGUAGUGUUUGCCAGCGCUGACUCUGUCCUUCGCUUUAUAGACCCACGCAAGCCUGGCUUACAGCAUGAAUUCCGCCUGGCCUAUAACAACAUGAGUGCAGGUCUGAUUCGCUGCCUGGCCGUAAGUCCUGGGGGACGAACAGUGGCAGCCGGCUUCUCCUCUGGCUUCAUAGUCCUGCUGGAUGCACGGACUGGACUUAUUCUGCGAGGCUGGCCUGCUCAUGAGGGUGAUAUACUGCAAAUGAAGGCAGCAGAAGGGAAUUUGCUGAUUAGUUCGUCCACUGAUCACACUUUGAUGGUGUGGAAAGAUCUGGAGCACAAGCCUCUUCACCAGUACAGAACUCCUUCCGACCCCAUCCAUGCCUUUGACCUCUGUGGUGCUGAGAUUGUGGCAGGCACUGUAGCCAACAAGAUUGGGGUGUACUCUAUGUUGGACAUUUCUGCCAGCCCAGUGAGCAGCACCAAGCUCAGCUCGGAGAACUUCCGGGGGACGCUCACCAGCCUGGCUGUGCUGCCCACCAAGAGGCUCCUUCUACUGGGCUCUGAGAAUGGUGCCAUCAGGCUACUGGCUUAAGAAAAUGAUCAAUACCAGCACAAACAGUUCUGAUACUGAGUGUCUCUUACAGAUAUGUUUGUUCUCUGUGCCACUUCUGGCUCCUCUUCCUCCUCCUCCUCUUCCUCAAAAUGAAACAAACUUUGCCUCUGAUCAAGGCAAGUUUGUAUGUCCUUUCCAGUUGUCUGGGGGAAGCUGGUGUGACUCCAAGUCAUUUAUGGAGGACUUAGUGCCUCAAUCUUUAGUAAACUUUAACAACAUAUUGCAAAUAAUUCACACUCAAUCAGAAAUUAGAAUUAAAUGAUCAGCCUCACAGAACAGUUUAUAAUUUUUACAGUUUUUACGAUUUAUGUAUGGAACUCAUGACUGCACUAGCUGAUGUUUAUGUAUAGAAAAAUCAAGGAUGUAAAUUCUUAUCCUGGACAAAUGAUUGGUUUCUUUAGGUGAGUGGAUAAGAAGAACUGCUCAGGAAUGUUGAGCCAAGCAUGGUUCUGGUGAAGUGUUUACACUUUGGAAAGUAGAUGUACAAAAUCACCAAAAAAAAAAACACUGUGAGGAUCACAGAUCAGACCUUGUCAAUGCUAUCAUGUCACCAUACAAGAUGCACUCAACUACUAUGCAGUAUUCAUGGAUGUUCAUUUUAGUAUUAUACGUUUUCCAUAAGCCCUUAAUUUUUUUAUCGUACAUUGUCAAAACUCUAUAAGUCAUGAGUAACUCUACUCAUGAUCAUGUAAGUGGACCUUAAUGAUAUGAAAUGUUGUGUAUGUUUGGUUCCAGGAUGACUUGAUAGUCUCUCACUGCACAUUGGUUAAAGGUGUUACUACCGAACGUGAGCACCGUGUUAAAUUGCCCAGUCAAAGAUUGUCCAUGAGCAGGGUUUAAACAAUAGGUCAAUUGUCCCAACGCUGAUGGGAUUUACAUUUUAUUGCAACAGUGAAUUGAUGCAUUAUGUUAAAUUGUUUCCAAAAAUAUUCUACCCUUGUAAUUAUAAUAAUUUAACCUCUUAUGUAUAAAUGUAGUAAUACUUUUAUAUUUGUGAUAUAUCCUUAUAUAACCUAAAAUCUAACCAAUUUAAAUUGUUCUAAAUUAUUGGAAUGCCAUCUAUAUACACAUUGGACUUUCCUUUCAAACAGUAAUUUCAUUUACAUGUAACCCUCCAAGUUUGUACCAUUUGAUACAUAUAGAUUGUUUAACAGCUUCACCAAGACUGAAUAAAUAUUACGAAGUACAAGACCAGUAAAACAACCCAUGGGUUGUGAUCAGAUAAGAAAAGAGAAGAAAGAAACUCUCCUGGAGUUGUCUUUGAUUAAUGUUUCAGCCAUAAUUGUGCUUUGGAACUGAAACAAAGAUUAGUUUCUAAUUUUAGAUCCAUGACUUCUGUAAACAGAAACUACAUUUAUUUGAUCAAUAUAUUUUGCUUACGUGACUGCAAGUUGGCCUACCAAGAAGCCUACAAGGCCAGAGAUAAGUUUAGACAAGUAGAAAUAAGCUAAUUCUGCCACCUCUCCUCCUGAACGGUUUAAUUCACUUUGUGCGCAUUACCAUGUAUUUUACUAUGUUCGUUCUAAAUCUACAAACAUAUGUCUGAAAUAGCAACUGCACUGAAUUGUUUAGCUCAGUCACUGUCAUUGCUCUCUUGCAAUUUAUUUCAGCUUUUUUUUUUCUUUUUUUACUUUCAAACUUUGUGAUUUUUUCCCCCUUUAUGCUCAAAUUGUCAACGUGGACAUUUUCAGUGAUUUGAAGUAAAACAAACUGAUCAGAAA